AUGGCUUUAAACGAUAAGUUUGAUCACCUUAAAAUAAAGUUAAGAGCGAUUAAAAUAGCAACCAACAACUUUGAUACUAAAAAUUGCAUAGGGCAAGGAGGAUUCGGAAAAGUGUACAAGGGAGAAGUUGUGGAAUGCGAGGGGCGGCAUACCAAGGUUGCUAUAAAGGUUUUAGAUCGUAGAUUUGGACAGGGUGAUCUAGAGUUUUGGAAGGAGAUUAUGCUGCUUUCACACUACAGACAUACAAAUGUUGCUUCUCUCUUGGGGUUUUGUGAUGAAGGCAAAGAAAAAAUCCUUGUGUAUGAAUACGCAUCUAGAAGUAGCCUCGACAGGUAUCUCGGUGGUGAUCUUACAUGGGCCCGGCUUCUUAAAAUUUGCAUCGGGGCAGCUCGCGGAUUAGCAUACCUUCAUAAUCCUGACGGGACCCAACAAAGAGUAUUGCACCGUGACAUCAAGAGUUCAAACAUCUUGAUAGAUGAAGACUGGAAAGCCAUGAUCUCCGAUUUUGGUCUGUCCAAAAUUGGUCCUGCUAACCAAGAAAACACAUUUCUUGUUUCCGAAGCUGUAGGCACAAGCGGAUAUGUUGACCCAAAUUAUAUGAACGGCAGAUUAUUGACAAAAGAGUCGGAUGUUUACUCUUUUGGUGUUGUGUUAUUUGAAGUAUUUUGUGGAAGAUUGUGUACCAGCUACGACAACAAGAAUUGCUCUUUUGCAAGAUUGGCACGAGAUUCCUACAAGCAAGAUAAAAUGAAGGAUUUCAUCCAUGAAAAAAUAAAGGAUGAAAUAAAUUCUAAAUCUAUGGAGGUGUUCACAAAAAUAGCUUAUCAAUGUUUGGCUGAGGAUAAUGCCCAACGCCCACUAAUGACCGAGGUCGUGACAGACCUUGAGAAUUCGCUGCGAUUCCAAGUAAGUAUUUCUUGA
Molecule: messenger RNA, 921 nt
Organism: Erigeron canadensis
Lineage: Eukaryota; Viridiplantae; Streptophyta; Magnoliopsida; Asterales; Asteraceae
Product: receptor-like protein kinase HERK 1
Exons: 1
Coding region: 1-921 (306 amino acids)
Biological process (GO): protein autophosphorylation
Cellular component (GO): plasma membrane; plasmodesma
Molecular function (GO): ATP binding; transmembrane receptor protein tyrosine kinase activity
Source: RefSeq, a predicted model, not a curated record